AAUUGGCGAUUGCGCUUAGCUGCACUCCGGCGACUGGCUCUGCAGCAGGGCGCCGCCCCUAUUCACCCACAAUGGAGACAGAAGAGAUUUACUCGGAAACCGACUCUCACUUUUAGAUUUUACUGGCUAUCUGUCCCAUUUUAUUUGGUAUUAUUUUUUUGCGAUUGUAACUGUAUAUGUAAUCUAAAGUGAUUCGCUAGCUAGCAAUUUGAGAACCAGCUCGCACCGUCAGUUGUUUUCUUGGACUUAACAUUACGUUAGCUAGCUAGCCGGCUAAGUAGCUAAAGAGGAAACUGUUCUGGGCUAUGAGUCUAGCUAGCCAUCCCGGUAGCUAAUCCGUUUUUGUCAUUACAUACCUUUGCUUUUUGAAAGUUGAGGGAAGCCGUUUUGUAUACCUCUAAAUCACGGAAUGACUGAAUACAAGCUCGUUGUGGUGGGCGCUGGAGGCGUGGGGAAGAGUGCGCUGACCAUCCAACUCAUCCAGAACCACUUCGUCGAUGAAUACGACCCCACCAUCGAGGACUCCUACAGAAAGCAGGUGGUCAUCGAUGGAGAGACGUGUCUGCUGGACAUCCUGGACACGGCAGGUCAGGAGGAGUACAGCGCCAUGCGUGACCAGUACAUGAGGACCGGAGAGGGCUUCCUCUGCGUGUUCGCCAUCAACAACACAAAGUCCUUCGAAGACGUGCACCUGUACAGGGAGCAGAUAAACCGGGUGAAGGACAGUGACAGUGUGCCCAUGGUGCUGGUGGGGAAUAAGAGUGACCUGGGCUCGCGCACUGUGGAGAUGCGGCAGGCGCAGGAGCUGGCCCGCAGCUACGGCGUGCCCUUCGUCGAGACGUCCGCCAAGACCCGGCAGGGGGUGGAGGAGGCAUUCUACUCUCUGGUGCGGGAGAUCAGACGGUACAAGGAGACCAAUCGCAGCAACAAGAAGAACAAGAAGAGCUCACAGAGACGCUGCACGCUGCUAUAGCGACGGCACGGCCUGGCCGCAGCCGCCCAGCUCCGCGACACUGCCUCAGCUGAAGCUGUCCCCACCCUGCGCACUACAAUCCCCACAAUCCUCCUCCCCACUCCACCUCGCCCAGACACUGCAGAAACGGCCCCCGUUCCUGUUGAACUCGUCCAUCCCCCACCAUUUAAGUUUAAAAAGCAGUACUGUGUAGAAUAUUCUAAACUUGAGUUCUGUGCGCGUAACUUCACUCUUGGUAACGGGCAUCUGAAGCUCAAAUCCUGGAGGACUACGGUGGGCUCUUUCCAAUAGUUUCUUUUUCACCUCCUGUCUCCGUCUCCUUUGCCUGACCUGGAAAUCGAUGGAGGUCCGCCGUCUUCACCCUGGGAAGUUCCAUCCUGGUGAGCGUUCCUUCUAGGAGCUGGAAGCGUAACUUCUCUUGCGCGGGGAGACGCAGGCGCGUCCUUUGCGGAAGUCUCUCUUCGGAUAAGCGAUCGACCCACGGGUCCGCAUCCCCCCAGCUGCCUCUGCUGACGUGGCCUCCACCAGACAUGUGAAGGAGCGAGGACAUCCCGUUAGCCUAAUUCGUCUGUUUCUCGCUCCCUUUACCUGCCUCCCCGACGGGUGGAGCAGGGGCAAGGAGAAGAGAAAGGAGGUGAAAAAUAAGCCAUUGGAGAGAGCCCAGUGUCUGCUGUUCAUUUUUUUUUUUUUUUUAUGUUCCUGCACUUGAGUGCAGAAUUUAAUGACUGAAUGGCUAAAGAGCCUGGUUCCAGGGUGAUGCCACGAAGCCUGUAGACGCUGUGGCCCUUCUGGACUGCAGUUCACCGGCGAGCAGGUAGAUCUGCAGAUGUCUUCACAACAGGAAUGGAUGAAUUGUAACGCAUGAUAGCAAUGGGCGAAGCAACUGUCAUUGUGGGUUUAGAAUUGGGCAGUUCCUGGGAAGUGGUAGCGAGUGUUGAGCAGUGUUAAAGCGGGUGAUGGGAGGGGGGUAGAAAGAGAAAGGGAUGGGGGGGAUCUGAGAACAAAGGUGCAUGGGAACCCUUUAUAAAAAAUGUUUUUAAAUGUAACAAAAGCUCUAUUCCCUUCCACCUCAAAAGUCAAGUUCCCUUCCGUAUUAAAUGUCUCGUGGACAGUAAUGAUCUCCGUCCUUCUUUUAGAGAAGUAUUACACUUCUGUUGCCUUUGGAGUCGUCAAGAACCUGCUCGCGACGGGCUUCAGUUACCACGGCAACUUCAGUAGCACCAGACUGAGACCCGACCCGGCCUAUUGGGCGAGAGUGGGGGCUCCUGGCCCCGCCCCCCCCAACUGCCCCACGCAUGCUCCCGAAUGUCAGCCACGCUCGUAGAAUUCCCCUGUUAUUCGUCCCGGUUUAAAGAUGUCCGGACCAAACUGUGCUGUCAUUCCCGCACCUGUGAAAGGUGCUUAAGUGUCAAUAAAGUGAAAUUUUGGUUAAA
Messenger RNA from Conger conger (European conger), 2406 nucleotides. RefSeq names its product GTPase KRas. The coding region runs from base 410 to 973 and encodes 187 amino acids. Gene Ontology annotation, molecular function: GTP binding; GDP binding; GTPase activity. The record is from RefSeq and is a predicted model, not a curated record. Gene Ontology annotation, biological process: Ras protein signal transduction. NCBI's taxonomy places the organism in Eukaryota, Metazoa, Chordata, Actinopteri, Anguilliformes, Congridae. Gene Ontology annotation, cellular component: plasma membrane. The transcript is spliced from 5 exons.